Molecule: messenger RNA, 5313 nt
Organism: Arvicanthis niloticus (Nile rat)
Lineage: Eukaryota; Metazoa; Chordata; Mammalia; Rodentia; Muridae
Gene: Osbpl9
Product: oxysterol binding protein like 9
Cellular component (GO): Golgi apparatus; membrane; cytosol
Molecular function (GO): sterol binding
Source: RefSeq, a predicted model, not a curated record
CCAUAUAGGCGACUGACGUCAGGCCGUUUGUUGUCAUUGGCGGCUCCCAAGAUGGCGUCCAUCGUGGAAGGGCCGCUGAGCAAAUGGACUAACGUGAUGAAGGGAUGGCAGUAUCGAUGGUUCGUGCUGGACUACAAUGCAGGGCUACUCUCCUACUACACGUCCAAGGACAAAAUGAUGAGAGGCUCUCGAAGAGGAUGCGUUAGACUCAGAGGAGCUGUGAUUGGUAUAGACGACGAGGACGACAGCACCUUCACAAUCACUGUUGAUCAGAAAACCUUCCACUUCCAGGCUCGAGAUGCUGACGAGCGAGAGAAGUGGAUCCAUGCCUUAGAAGAAACCAUUCUUCGCCAUACUCUUCAGCUUCAAAUCAGUACCACACUUGCUUUUUUCCAGUCUUCUGGUAUCUCUCCAGUUCUUGAAUUUUCAAAAAUAAUUGGUUUGGAUUCAGGAUUCGUUCCUAGUGUCCAAGACUUUGAUAAGAAACUUACCGAGGCUGACGCUUACCUGCAGAUCUUGAUAGAACAACUAAAGCUUUUUGAUGACAAGCUUCAAAAUUGUAAAGAUGAUGAACAGAGAAAGAAAGUUGAAACUCUCAAAGACACAACAAAUAGCAUGGUAGAAUCAAUUAAACACUGCAUUGUGUUGCUACAGAUUGCUAAAAGUACUAUUAAUCCUGUAGAUGCAAUAUACCAGCCUAGUCCCUUGGAACCUGUGGUCAGCACAAUGCCUUCCCAGACUGUCUUACCUCCAGAACCCGCUCAGUUGUGUAAGUCAGAGCAGCGUCCUUCUUCCUUACCUGUUGGGCCUGUGUUAGCUGCCUUGGGACAUCAUCAGACUCCAACACCAAAUAGUACAGGCAGUGGGAAUUCACCACCUAGCAGCAGUCUAACUCCUCCCAGCCAUGUCAACUUGUCUCCAAAUACAGUCCCAGAGUUCUCUUACUCUAGCAGUGAAGACGAGUUCUACGAUGCUGAUGAAUUCCAUCAAAGUGGUUCAUCCCCAAAGCGCUUAAUAGAUUCUUCUGGAUCUGCCUCAGCCUUGACACACAGCAGCUCUGGAAAUAGCUUAAAACGCCCAGACACCACAGAGUCACUGAAUUCCUCCAUGUCCAAUGGCACAAGUGAUGCUGAUCUCUUUGACUCACAUGAUGACAGAGAUGAUGAUGGGGAGGCAGGGUCAGUGGAGGAGCACAAGAGCGUUAUCAUGCACCUCUUAUCACAAGUCAGGCUUGGGAUGGACCUCACAAAGGUAGUUCUUCCAACAUUUAUUCUCGAGAGAAGAUCUCUGUUAGAAAUGUACGCAGACUUUUUCGCACAUCCAGACCUGUUCGUGAGCAUUAGUGAUCAGAAGGAUCCCAGGGACCGAAUGGUUCAGGUUGUGAAAUGGUACCUCUCAGCCUUCCACGCAGGAAGGAGAGGAUCGGUGGCCAAAAAGCCGUACAAUCCUAUUUUGGGUGAGAUCUUUCAGUGUCACUGGACAUUGCCGAAUGAUACUGAAGAGAACGCAGAGCUCGUUUCAGAGGGGCCGGUUCCUUGGGUUUCUAAGAACAGUGUAACAUUUGUGGCUGAGCAAGUUUCCCAUCAUCCGCCCAUUUCAGCCUUUUAUGCUGAGUGUUUUAACAAGAAGAUACAAUUCAAUGCUCAUAUCUGGACUAAAUCAAAAUUCCUUGGGAUGUCCAUUGGGGUACACAACAUAGGUCAGGGCUGUGUCUCGUGUCUGGAGUACGAUGAACACUACAUUCUCACAUUCCCCAAUGGCUACGGAAGGUCUAUCCUCACAGUGCCCUGGGUGGAAUUAGGAGGAGAAUGCAAUAUUAACUGCUCCAAAACGGGUUACAGUGCAAAUAUCGUCUUCCACACUAAGCCUUUCUAUGGGGGCAAGAAGCACAGAAUUACUGCAGAGAUUUUUUCUCCAAAUGACAAGAAGUCCUUCUGCUCAAUUGAAGGGGAAUGGAAUGGUAUCAUGUAUGCAAAAUAUGCAACAGGGGAAAACACUGUCUUUGUAGACACCAAGAAGUUGCCUAUAAUCAAGAAAAAGGUGAGGAAGUUGGAAGAUCAGAACGAGUAUGAAUCCCGCAGCCUUUGGAAGGAUGUCACUUUCAAUUUAAAAAUCAGAGACAUUGAUGCAGCAACGGAAGCAAAGCACAGACUUGAAGAAAGACAAAGGGCAGAAGCCAGAGAAAGAAAGGAGAAGGAAGUUCAGUGGGAGACAAGGCUCUUUCACGAAGACGGAGAAUGCUGGGUUUACGAUGACCCCUUACUGAAGCGUCUUGGUGCUGUGAAGCAUUAGGCUGGCAACUGAAUUCACACCUGGUGACCAGGGCAGUAGGCGUAACUAAGCAACAAUCAAUCUUCCUUCAGGAGAACUUGUCUCUUCCUUCUUAAUGCAGUGGUUCCUAUCUCAGGGAUACUGGACUUGCCGACACAGAUGAACAAUUAAAGUGGAAAACGCUUCCCUUUUCUCCUCUGUGGCAGUUACAAUUUUGACUUCAGUCCUGAGAAAAACUUCAGGUCUCAAAACAUGACGUCUCUUCCUCUUCCAGAUCCCGUGCUUUGAGAAAUAUUUACAGACAGUCCCAGGCCUCAGCAUCCUGUCCUCCAGUUCUGCUCUUCAGGCAUAAAAAUCUUUAUCUCCUAGUUCAUAUAAUCUUGAAUUCUAGAUAUACACACACAUAAACAGCAGCUGACAGUUUUCACAAGUACUCCCACCUGUAAAUACUGUUUCCUCAGAGUUGUUUUAGAAAAUUAGUGCAAUGUAUGAAAAUCAAGUGUUAGGAAAUUUCCUGGUUUCACCUAUAACCUUUAUUUUAGAAUUGAACUAUAUGAUUAGAUUGUAUCUAAACCUGAAGUAUAAUUAUAUGCAGUGCUUCUUAAGGCUUCAUAAAAUAAUUUUCCAACCUUUUUAAAAAUAUGUUUCUUUGAUUGUUUUAAGACCAACCUGUGAGGCCUGGCUCUCCCCACUGGAGCCUCCUCCACCUCUCCUGCACAUGCAGCCCGUCCUGGAGUGCCUUACUGCCUCACAGGGCUGGAGGACUACACUUUCCCCCACUCCAACCCCCAAGAAAGCCACGGCAGAUGGCUUGAUCUGAAGGGAAAUACAGAAUUAUGUUUAUUUUAAAAUACAUUAAAGAACAAAACCAGGGCAGUUUGGUGCUAUUAAUUAACAAAUUAAUUAUAUAUAAGCACACAAGAACUGGGUUCUCCUCAGAGGACACAGGCCAGGGGCCCCUGCGUUGUUGACACAAGUGUUGAGGUCACACUUGGCUUCUAUCUCAUUGCCAUCCAGUGCAGUAACUCUGGGUUAGUCUUGUAGAAGAAGGGUAAAAGUAAAUCAAAUUCUAGGUUGCCAUCGCAAAACUCCAACGGAAGCCCUAAGGCAGAAGUGUAACUCCAUAAAAUGCACACACGUCUUUACACACGUCAUUUCAGGCCAAUGAGACUGCAGUUUAUUUGACUAUUUUAUGGUAGGGGUAGAGGCUGAGUGUUGCUGUGAAGGCCCUGAUGUCAGUAAUGGGGAUGGUGGAUUCUGCCAGGAGAGGAGAGGGUGGCAGGUAGGUUAGCUGCAUCCCUUCACAAGAAUUUGAAUCCUCACCAGAAGGGGCACCAUCCUCAUCCAGUUCAUACUUCCCAUAUCCAACAACCUGAAAGAGGCCAAAGAUGCAGGUGAGAAGUUUGCCAGCUGGAUGUGAGCAGGGCUGCAGACGGUUGGCCAUACUCACAUGAACACUGAGCAUUUUACUUCCAGGUCCUCUGUGAUCCUUGAACCAACUGACCAGGUCUGACUUUGAGAAAGACUUCAGUGCUUCAAUCUUGCCGAGGAAGAGAAGGUGGUAGAGACACAGAUGUGAGAGCAUCAUCGCAGGCGGAAGUCCACCCUCCCAUCCCCAGCACCUAAGUUAUCUCACUUGGCUUGUCUCAACCUGCCCCUACCCUUCCACAGAAAGGACAGAGAUCCUUAGUGACAGGCCUUUGUACUUCCUCACAACUGUUUAGCGAAGUUGUGAUUACAGUUGAGCAGCCCAGCCUCACAUGUCACAGGGCCACUGCACAGCCCAGCCUCACAUGUCAUCACAUGUCACAGGGCCACUGCACAGUCCAGCGACUGUUGGCACCUCACAGAGUGGACGAGAAGACCAAAGUGCUUUUGUGGUGGUCUUAUUUUAGAUUUCAGCUACAAGUUGCCAAAUAAAAGACAAACAUGGACACAUGGCCUAGGCUUCUCCUCCAAUCAGAAGCCUUCCCCAGUCCUUCGGGACUGUCUGGUCUGAGAAACCGUUACCUCAUGGGCAAGGCGGUCAAAGAGAUACUGCUGUGUCACCACUUCAUUCCAGUUCCUGUCCACCUCCUCCCCAAGGUGGGUGUCCUCACACUCUUUCAACUUGAUCAGAGCUGUGACCUGUCAAACACAUGUGCAGCCAUGACGUCACACCAAGUCAGAACCAACAGCUUGAGACAGACAUACCUCUGUGUGUGUGUGUGCAAGUGCACACAUUAUGUUUAGAGAAACAUUUGGUUAAAUGCACUGUGAACACCCUGGCCAUUGUGCAAAUCAUGGUAUUGACUAGCUCUGGUAUCCUGAAGGCUUACAAAGACUGGGUAAUAGUCACCUGAGUAUUGAAUGCAUCUUCUGUGAGGUUCUCAAUCUUCUCCUCAAAGCUGGAAAGAAAUUCUUCUAUCUUCUUGUCAACAGUUUCAGAGCUGAAACAAUUUGGGUAAAAGCCAAAGGAAUUCAGCCUCCCUCAGCAUAAAGGCUGAAAGUUUUCUACCCUAAGCCAGGAGAGCAAAGACAAAUGUGGAAGAACUGUACCUGCAACCUUCAGCCUCACUUCCUAGUACCCACACAGUUAGAGGAUCUGUGUUUGGUUUUUAAGAUUUAUUCAUAUGUGUAUUCGCUCACAUGUCUGCCUGAUGACCACAGAGUUCAGAAGGCAUUGGAUGUCUUAGAAUUGGAGGUAUACAAAGUUGUGAACUGCCAUGUGGAUGACAGAAAUCUAAUAAGAGUAAGUAUAAGAACAAGUACUCUUAACUACUGAGCCACCUGGUGGUUCUGAGGCUUAAGACAGUCAUGUAGCCCCUGGGCUGGCCUUGACUUCUUCAUCCUCCUAACUGCCUCCCAGUGCUCUCAUGUCUGGCUUUAUGUGAUACUGGGACUCCAACCCAGGGCUUUGCAUUCGGUGAGGAGCUACAUUAUCAGUCCUACAUCCUUUUCCUCUAGUCUCUCUGAAAUCAAACAUUGGUAAUCCCUGAAAAGUAACCUAUACAAUUUGAGACAUACCCUAUGUGACUAGUAAAGCCUCUGAUUAAUCCUAGA